Molecule: messenger RNA, 1463 nt
Organism: Asparagus officinalis (garden asparagus)
Lineage: Eukaryota; Viridiplantae; Streptophyta; Magnoliopsida; Asparagales; Asparagaceae
Product: protein SGT1 homolog
Exons: 10
Coding region: 90-1184 (364 amino acids)
Biological process (GO): protein stabilization; defense response to fungus
Cellular component (GO): cytoplasm; nucleus
Molecular function (GO): protein-folding chaperone binding
Source: RefSeq, a predicted model, not a curated record
CUCGAUAUAAUAUCUCCCUCUUUUGCGUAGCGCUCUCUCUCCAAGUCAUCGCUUGGUCUCAUCUCUCUCUGAUUCCUUCUCUGAAUCUAAUGGCAUCGGAUCUCGAGAAGAAAGCCAAGGAGGCGUUCGUCGACGACGACUUCGAGCUGGCCGUCGACCUCUACUCUCAGGCGAUCGAGAUGGAUCCUAUGAAUGCUGAUCUAUACGCGGAUCGAGCCCAGGCCAACAUCAAGAUCAACAGCUUCACCGAAGCUGUCGCCGAUGCAAGUAAAGCAAUUGAGCUUGAUCCUUCAAUGUCCAAAGCAUAUUUGCGUAAGGGUACUGCUUGCGUCAAGCUUGAAGAGCAUCAGACUGCGAAGGUAGCUCUUGAAGCAGGCCUGAAAUUGGCACCUGGAGAUCUAAGAUUCACCAAAUUAAUUAAAGAAUGCGAUGAGAAAAUUGCAGAAGAAACCAUGAGCUUUUCGAAGAAAGUGAGCAAUGCCCCCCCUGCUUCAAAUGGAGCUUCUGUGAGUGUUGGGUCCGCACAGGAGUUACCCAAACCAUCUACAGCAGCAGCAGCAGCAGCACCUGCCAAACUGAAAUAUAGACAUGACUACUAUAAUUCUACUACAGAAGUUGUGUUGACUAUAUUUGCUAAAGGUAUCCCUCCUGGAAAUGUAUCAGUAGAUUUUGGCGAACAAACGUUGAGUGUUGUUGUUAACGUUCCUGGUGAAGAACCCUAUCAUUUUCAACCACGAUUAUUUGGAAAGAUUGUACCUGAGAAAUGUAGGUAUCAGGUACUUUCCACCAAAAUUGAAAUUCGCCUUUUCAAAGCUGAAGCCAUCACAUGGACAUCUUUGGAAUUUAGUGACAAGAGAAAUGUUCCACAGAAGAUAAAUGCGGUGUCAGGUCCAAAACAGACGAAACCAUCUUACCCAUCUUCCAAAGCUAAGGUAGAUUGGGACAAGCUGGAGGCGCAAGUUAAGAAGGAGGAGAAAGAAGAGAAGCUUGAUGGCGAUGCAGCGUUGAAUAAGCUGUUCCGUGAUAUUUACCGAGAUGCUGAUGAGGAUACUAGACGUGCCAUGAGCAAAUCCUUUGUGGAGUCCAAUGGCACGGUGCUGUCCACAAACUGGAAAGAUGUGGGGAAAAAGAAAGUGGAAGGCAGCCCGCCUGAAGGAAUGGAGCUGAAGAAGUGGGAGUAUUGAGCUCGUGACUACGCGUUUUGUCGUUCAGAGGAGUUUCACCGCGGUGUAUUGUGGCUGACCUGUUAAUAGUCUUUGAUUUUGUUCUUGGAUUUGUAACUUCUGGUCUGCAGAAUCCCCGUUUCUUUGUCGUCGUCAAUCGUCCGGGCUUUUCGUUUUUUAUGUUGAUUACAGUUCUUAAUUGUAGUUGGAACCUACAGAGGACUGGUCUUAAUUACAUUCUUUGUGUGCUACAUUAAUAGAUUGGUAUAUUUGUAGUUGGAUUCUAUUGGGCGGUGUAUU